GAAUCCAAUUUUUUUUGUUUCAGUUGUGGAAAUCCAAUCAGUAUUGUGGCAUCUGCAAGAGUCUCUUUGACCAUGCUCGGUGAAAUACUGACCUGAGUUAUAAACUAUUACAUCUACAAUAUGUAGCUGACGUGAUUUGAUGUAUUACGUGUGUUGUGAUGGGCGUAACGUAUGGGUUCAUGCUGGGUGCGACAUCAUUACGAAUGAGCGCUUUAAGGAACUGGAGCACAACAAUUACUAUUGCCCUGAUUGUAAAGUCCUAGAGAGUCUCUUCCCAGAUACAACACGCAGUGGUUGCACGCCUCUCUGGAUCCGUAAUGCCGCAGCCAAGCGAGGAAGUCGCGAGGACAGGUCUCGAUGAGUCUACGAUUGAGUCAUACAAGAAAGUUGAGCUAGGGGAGAGUAGGAGACUCCCGACCGGGUC
Messenger RNA from Arabidopsis thaliana (thale cress), 424 nucleotides. RefSeq names its product PHD finger protein. The transcript is spliced from 2 exons. The record is from RefSeq and is marked reviewed. NCBI's taxonomy places the organism in Eukaryota, Viridiplantae, Streptophyta, Magnoliopsida, Brassicales, Brassicaceae. Bases 140 to 361 code for a protein of 73 amino acids.